AUAAAAUGAAAAACAAGGGCAAGAAGAAGACUAAGAAAAACGGCAAAAGCAGAGCAAGAAGAAGUCUGAUAGAUUUGGGAAGCAAGAUUGAGCAUGAACAGGAAGAAGAUGAUGCAAAGAGUGUGGGAGACAUGUCUGAAAGGGAAGGUGAUGACCAAAAGAGUAUGAACAAGAGUUCAGUGAAAACCUUGGGGAGAUACUCUUCUACUGGGAACAUGGAGCUACUAAGUAUGCACAAAAACAGAUUAGUCAUUGAAAAGGAUGCUAAGAUGUUAGCCAAUCGUAUCUCAAUGCUUCAGAUGGAAGAGGACAAAAUUAUGAAGAAAAUAAACCAGACUAGAAAGCGCGCUAACGACAUCAUGAAGGCCAAGAAGCGUAACGAUCAGAUGUUUGAGCAACGGAUGAUAGAGCGUGAGGAAAGGCUACGCAAGGAGGAUGAUGACCGUCAGAAAUGGCUCAAUGACAGGGUCCAAAGGCAGGCUAACAAGGAUAAGAAUGUAAAAGCUAUUAAGAAAGCUAAGAAUGAGGAAUACAAAAUUGGUAAAACCAUGACCAUACAGAAUGAUAUCUAUAAAAAGAAGUUCCUAGCUGGUCUCAGGAAGCAGAAUAAUAUUAAGAAGAGCAUGGUUAAACAAGAAGAAGAAGAGAGAGCUAGGAAGUUUAGGAUCAUGGAGGAAAAGAAGAAAAAGGAGAACCAAGAGGUUUAUAGUACAAAAGUCAAUGAUGAGAAGAACAAGAUUUUAGAAAAUGAGAAAAGAAUCAAGGAAAUGGAGAGAAUGGAAGCUGAAUUAUUGAAUAGACUCAAAAACUCUCAACAAAUGGAGCAAGCCGAGUAUGGAAAGUUAGAAAAAGCUCUUAAGGUCAGCAACCAAGCAUGUGAAGAAAGAAGGAAGAAAGUCAAUAAAAUCAGAAAGCCAAGACCUGCUGAGAUUACAAAGUUGAGGAACUCAAUUUCGACUCACCCGAGUGAGAAAGCGUCGAAUCCAUAACUUCUCUAAAACGGAUGAUUUGCUGGCUUCAAUUAA
Moneuplotes crassus is the source of this 1025-nucleotide messenger RNA. NCBI's taxonomy places the organism in Eukaryota, Ciliophora, Spirotrichea, Euplotida, Euplotidae. The record is from the annotation of a GenBank genome assembly.